CGGCUGGCUCCUUCGUUGCCUCCUUGUCCGGAUGAUUUCCAAUAAAACCCUUAUAACUAACGUCACCUCCCUCCAUUUUCCAAAUCCCGAAAUAUCAAAUAAUAACAAAAACCAAAACCCUAAAUAAUCCACCCGCCCAAUGCAGAGCUGAAUAUCAUGUCAAGGCUUUUCUCUUCCUUGCAAAGGAGGACCUUUUCUCCUUCUCAACUUCGAUCAGGGGUUGGAGGCAGCUCACGAGCCUACAAUGUGAUCACGCCAUCCGAGCAAGCCUCUGUUCUCCAGGAUGAUAUAGCCAAGAUUCGUCGUGAUUUCCUUGCUGCUAAAGAGAAUUUUGUCCAGAUUCCUGAUGCUCUCAAGGGAAUUCCCAAGAUGAAUCCACGAGGUAUAUAUGUCAAUAAGAACCUGAGGAUGGACAAUAUACAAGUUUGUGGAUUUGAUUAUGACUAUACUUUGGCGCAUUAUUCGUCUAAUCUACAGACCUUGAUAUAUGAUCUUGCCAAAGAGCAUAUGGUCAAUGAGGUUAGUUUUUUUUCUACUGAUUUCUAUUUUACUUUAUUAUUUUUUUUAUGGGUUGAAUAUCAUUUCCUUUUUUCCUUUUGGUGGCUCUUGCAGCUUCGAUAUCCUCAAUGUUGCUUGGAAUUUAAAUACGAUCCUACCUUUCCCAUAAGAGGUCUAUACUAUGACAAGUUAAAAGGGUGUCUUUUGAAGUUAGAUUUCUUUGGGUCAAUUGAACCUGACGGAUGUUACUUUGGCCGUCGUAAGCUUAGCAGGAAGGAAAUAGAAGAGAUAUAUGGUACACGACAUAUUGGUCGUGACCAAUUAUGGGGGCUUGUUGGGUUGAUGGAUUUCUUUUGCUUCAGUGAGGCAUGCCUUAUUGCAGAUAUGGUGCAACAUUUUGUUGAUGCUAAGCUGGAAUUUGAUCCUUCCUACAUCUAUCAAGAUGUAAACCAUGCAAUUCAGCAUGCUCACCAAAGUGGCUUGGUUCAUAGAGGAAUUCUUUCUGAUCCGGACAGAUACCUAGUUAAAAAUGGACAGCUGCUGCGCUUUCUCAAGAUGCUUAGAGAGAAAGGGAAAAACCUUUUCUUGUUGACUAAUUCACCAUAUAAUUUUGUGGAUGGAGGGAUGCGUUUUAUGUUGGAGGAUUCUUUGGGUGAGAGAGAAUCCUGGAGGGAACUUUUUGAUGUUGUGAUUGCUAAAGCCAAUAAGCCAAACUUCUACUCAUCCGAGCAUCCAUUCCGCUGUUACGACAUAGAGAAGGACACCUUAGCGUACUCAAAGGUGGAUGCAUUUCUUCCAAAUAAAAUUUAUUACCAUGGAUGCCUUAAAUCUUUCCUGAAUAUUACAAAGUGGAAUGGACCAGAGGUGAUGUACUUUGGGGACCACCUAUUUAGUGACCUACGAGGUCCUUCAAAGGCUGGCUGGCGUACUGCUGCCAUCAUCCAGGAACUAGAAAGUGAAAUUCAAAUACAAAAUGAGGAUAGUUACCGCUUUGAACAGGCCAAAUUUCAUGCAAUACAAGAACUUCUUGGUAAAUUGCAUGCGACUGUAUCUAAUGGUAAGAGAAGUGAAGAAUAUGAAUCACUUUAUGAGCAGCUAAAUGAUGAGAGACAGAAGGCACGCUGCACAAUGAAGAAAAUGUUUAAUAGAUCUUUUGGAGCCACAUUCCUCACUGACACAGGUCAAGAAUCUGCUUUUGCUUAUAACAUCCAUCAAUAUGCAGAUGUGUAUACCAGUAAGCCAGAGAACUUUUUGUUCUAUCCAUCAGAAGCAUGGUUUCAUGUACCCUUUGACAUCAAGAUUAUGCCACAUCAUGUGAAGGUUCCUUCAAGCUUUUUCAAGACUCUGUAGAUAAUUUUGCAGGGCAAUUGGAAAUGGAUUUAGAUGUUUAGACUCGUAUUCAUUGUUGAACAUAUGAUGACUAAAGGUCACUUUGGUCACUUUGUUCAGCCACUUGAUGUGACAAGAGAAUAUGUUACAAUAUGUACGUACAUUGUAAGUACAUUGAUUUUAUUACAUUCAUCCCUUCAUUCUUUCAACAUAAAUUCAAAAUAAUAUACAUUUUUGUAAGUUUC
Messenger RNA from Vitis riparia (riverbank grape), 2072 nucleotides. Its product is annotated as 5'-nucleotidase domain-containing protein DDB_G0275467. NCBI's taxonomy places the organism in Eukaryota, Viridiplantae, Streptophyta, Magnoliopsida, Vitales, Vitaceae. Gene Ontology annotation, molecular function: 5'-nucleotidase activity. The record is from RefSeq and is a predicted model, not a curated record. The transcript has 12 exons. The coding region runs from base 157 to 1848 and encodes 563 amino acids.